AUGACUCAGGCCAAUCGAGUCCCCAGGUUGGUUACACUGCGUUAUGUUGGCGACGCGGGAGGCCCGCCACCUCUGUGCGAAGCUCUGAAGAGUAACAGCUCUUGGCGGUUAAGGGGUCUUUUCCUGCGAACAGGUCCGCGGUGCCUUUGGUUCUCACGCUCCCUAUACGAGGUCCUAGGCCCUGAGAACCCGUUUUCAUUCAUGACUAUGAAUAACCUGGGAUUCUUGCUUGGUAGCCCGGGAAAACACGAAGAGGCAGUGCAGAUGCACCGGAAAACUUUGGCACUUAGGCAAAAGGUGCUGGGCCUAGAAAGCCCGUCGACAUUUAACAGCAUAAACAACCUGGCAUCGGUGCUUGACAGGCAGGGGACUAGCUCAGUGGACACGCUGAAACGUCGGAAAACCAUAUUUCGAAAACUCGAGGAGCUACGAUUGUGCGGAGCUCGUAUUUAUAUUGUAAUAGAACAGAACAACAAAUAUUUUACAUACGAUUCUGAGAAAACAGAAUCUUGGCCACCAUCUUCGAAGAUGCUAGAGAAGAACUAUCCCUUGCCAAAGGAAUAUGGACCUGUAACAGCCUCACUGUCACAGUCAGGCAUGGCAGACAUUUGGAACCUGGACUGGGCGCACAAUUUGUUUGGCACGUAUAAGAAGGCAGAUCAGAUGCACCGGAAAACAUUGGCAUUUAGGGAAAAGGCACUGGGCCCAGAGAAUCCGUCCACACUCAGUAGUAUAAAAAAACAUGGUAUCAUUGCUCGAAAAUUAGAGAAAUACGAGGAGGCGCAAAAAAUCUACCGCCAGAUAUAA
This is a messenger RNA of Pyricularia pennisetigena, 807 nucleotides long. RefSeq lists its product as uncharacterized. The record is from RefSeq and is a predicted model, not a curated record. Gene Ontology annotation, molecular function: protein binding. NCBI's taxonomy places the organism in Eukaryota, Fungi, Ascomycota, Sordariomycetes, Magnaporthales, Pyriculariaceae. The transcript has 5 exons. Bases 1 to 807 code for a protein of 268 amino acids.